Hyaloscypha bicolor E is the source of this 1062-nucleotide messenger RNA. RefSeq lists its product as uncharacterized. NCBI's taxonomy places the organism in Eukaryota, Fungi, Ascomycota, Leotiomycetes, Helotiales, Hyaloscyphaceae. Bases 1 to 1062 code for a protein of 353 amino acids. The record is from RefSeq and is a predicted model, not a curated record. The transcript is spliced from 2 exons.
AUGACUACCUCACCGAGCUUCCGAAGAACCAUGGAAAUCACGAACAACGCAAUGACGCCUCCAAUGGCCUCCCGAUCUCGAUCUUCGUCACUCUCGUCCUCCUUUGACGAGUCAUACUUCUCCAAAACCUACGUCCCCCUUUCGAGCCUACCCACUCCACCUCACUCAUCACACUCGAACGCCAGCACACGCCAGCAGUCUCCAGAGGCGAUUUUCUCGCCAGGAGAAGUUCCAGACCCUGAGCUCCUAGGCCCGGCAAUUCACCUAACAAACCUGAUACCGUCGUCCACCUCCUUAAUAACGACCUCUGUUCCGCUCGUCCAUACAAUCAUCACGCGAGCAAAUCUCCCCCUCGAGACCAUCGCUCUCGCUGUCAGUAUACUCGAUUCGCUGAAUUCUCGCUUCGCACUACAAUGGCGCAAAGGCUGUCCACUUGUGGCGCAACAUAUGCCCUGCUCUUUUGGGAAUCUUGACGAGAGGCUUGAGGAGCAGCAUAUUGAUUCCGUCCUCCCCGAGCUCGUUGUUCUCUCCGCGUUGAUCUUGGCAGUCAAGUUUUCGGACGAUGCACAGCAGACCACGAAAAAGUAUGCCGAGAAAUGGGGCAACGGAUUGUGGACCUGUCAGCAAAUAAACUUCACUCAAUGGUGUAUCCUGGAGAACCUAGGUCACAGGCUUCUACCACUGUGGAAGCACUCUAUUAUUCUGGAAGCUCUGAAAGACAUGGAGCGAGCAGGUCACCAACACAUCCCUGAGAUUUAUGAUGCUGAUGAAGAUUGGGAUGCGGCUACUUGCUUUGGAAGUGUUCGGAGCUUGGCACAUAAAAGGAAAACGAGUGAUGUCAAGGCAGUUAUGGGAAUUUGCGAGCAAGAGACGCCUGCUGAGACGCCAAUGGUUGAAAAUAUCAAAGGCACUCAAGACUUGUCUCUCGAAACGCAAAGUAUUUUUCAGAGUGGCAGUGGAAGUGAAGGAUACCUUCAGCUUCCAGACAAGACGGCUAUUACGAGAGAGACAUUCCCAAUGUAUGUCGAGCCCAGCAUCGAGGGCACGGGUUUGGGCUUUUGA